AUGAAAGAGUUUUUGUAUCCUUUGUUUCUAAUUUGGGUUAUAAGAGCUGCAGAAUUUGAUCAGUUGCCAUCUACUACAGCUACUGCUACUACUACUACUGCUACAAUUACUACUACUUUUACUACAGUAUUAAUGUUAAACUCCACUACACCAACAACAACAAUGGAGAUAAGUGCCAACUCGUUGGAUUAUGUUUCUCUGACAAGAAGAAUGUUAUUAUUGCCGACAAGACCGUUCAAGACAAAAUCUGAAAAUUUUGAUUCGAGGACAAAAUAUUUAGGAUCCACGUCUGGAUUGAUGUCGGCGAAUCAAUGGAAAGUUAUUCCGAAUCCGAAACUUCCAUCAAUGAGGAAAUGGAUUGGAUUAUCAAAUGGAUUAGUACCUUUCCCACCGUUAACUACGUCAUCAGACACAUUAAAAUCACCACCACCACCAACAACAACAACAGUCGCAACAACAAAACAACCUCACCAACAAGCUCCACAAUAUGCAACACACAACACGUCAUCUUCUAAUACCCAAACAAACAGACUUCACAGCCCACAAAAUUCUCACACAAUUCCACAUCAAACCUCACCAAUGCGAGGACAGCCACACUUACACAAACGCCACGAACAACAACAACAACCGCAGUAUCAAUCUUCCAACAACAAACAGUUACUUCGACUACAGCAACAACAACACGCAGCAACGACAUUAUCAUUAUCACGAAAUAUUUACGAUGACAAAAACAGACUUAAAAAUCUCAAAAAAAACGACAAUAUCUCCUUACCAGAGUUCAGAGUUGUCAAUUUAAAAAGUUUUUUCAACGAUUCGUGCGCUAACAAGAAAAACAAAACCAAGCAGAACUCGAAAUCAAAUUUGUCUGACGUCAAACACGCAUGGCGACAUGCCGCAACUAACCAGCAAAUGACGUCACCAUUCCAAGUGCAAAGAUAUCACGCUGGUAUGUUAAACUGCCCAAACAAGCAGGUUCAACUUCUUAUCUUAGAUAACUCUCCGAAAUUCAUCCAAAAAGAAGACAACCGAUUCAAAUGUUUUUCACUAUUUUACACUGGCAACAUCACAGUUGAAUAUAGAGCCAUCAUUGACGUCGUCGUCGAUGUCACCAUGAAAAAUUAUUUAGUCAGUAGCGAUGGCGGCCACAGCAGCAGCAGCGAACGUCACGACGACACAGAACUUCGUGCAAAUUUCAAAUUCAUAGAUGCUAAAAACAACGGCUUGAAUUUUAAAUUAGUAGAUAAACGUCUGAAAGAUGGGGCUGAUCAGAUGGAAAUAUCCUUCCACCAUCGAGAUAUCAUGCUCUUCAUCAACAAAACCAUCUAUAACAAGAUUCGUACUACUUACAAACUACAACGCAACUAUCUGCAGUCUCAAAAGCAGCUUCAAAAGCCACUGAGAAAAUUGACAGAAGAUGAUGAUGUAAUUGAUUUCUACAAAGAUUAUGCCAAUUUAAUUGUCGAUUUAUCGUGCCAUGUAACCGUUAUCGAAAAGUUAAGCAAUCAAUAUAUCUACCGGUGGAAGGACACCAUUGAAAAUAUUGGCACAUCUCUGAUUUAUGACGUGAAACCUGACGUCACAUCCUCUUCCGUUGGCGAGUUGAUUAUGUGCGGAGCGAGUGGCUGGCCACCGAAUGUUUGGCUGGAGUUUGAGUGGAGUUACAUCGGUCAUUCGCACGUUGUCGUCAACGCUAUGAGAAAGAAGAUAAGUAAAAGAAGGGUGCAAACGCAUCAACAACUGCAAAUUCAUCAACAACAAACGCAACAACAUUCGCGACAACAUCAACAAAAAUCGCAUCAACAUUCUCAGGAACAUCGGCACAACAAUCACAAACAACGACAACGACAUCAGCCACAGCAAAAACAUCGACGAUCGCUGCAAACAUCAUUCCGAUCACAACAACAACACAAACAACAACAACAAAACUACAAAGGACAACAACAAAUGCGAGAAAAAUACGAACAAAUCGUAAAACUUAAACCAAACUCGAGGCCGCCGAUAAUAACACAGAACUACUGGUUGAAAGUUUAUAACCCUGGAAACUUCACUUUCUCAUGUGAGGCUAGAGCAAAAAUCAACUCUAUCAACAAUGACAUCAACAACAACAACAACAUCAACAACAACAACAACAUCAACAACAUCAACAACAACAACAACAAUGACAUCAACAACAACAUCAUCAACAAAAUUUGGACGGGAACAUUACAAAUAAACGGCAUACGAAAAAUAACAAAGUUUGACUCGCAGAAUGAUGGCGGAAGUAAAGAGAGGACAGGGAAAAGUGCAUUCAUCAUCGGAGGCGUAGGAGUGUCAAUAACCAUCGCGAUAAUGGUUAUAUCUACCUUGAAGAAAUAG
Molecule: messenger RNA, 2355 nt
Organism: Helobdella robusta
Lineage: Eukaryota; Metazoa; Annelida; Clitellata; Rhynchobdellida; Glossiphoniidae
Exons: 1
Coding region: 1-2355 (784 amino acids)
Biological process (GO): regulation of gene expression; replication-born double-strand break repair via sister chromatid exchange; establishment of protein localization to chromatin
Cellular component (GO): Scc2-Scc4 cohesin loading complex
Molecular function (GO): chromatin binding
Source: RefSeq, a predicted model, not a curated record